GAUCGGCUGCCAGGAAGCCAUAUUCACCGAGUGAUGUCUGCACAUUCACGGACACAGGAGAGCGAUGCUUGGGCUCUUUUAGCCCUAAAAUCGGCACCAGCUAGCCCUUCGAAGCUGCAAUGGAGUUCAGAAAGCAAAGGAACAGCAAUUGCUCGAUUAGAAGGGAGGGAAUUCGAAUAUAUGGUGCGACAGAAGAGGAUUACUAUUGGUCGGAACAGUUCGCGAGGCGAGGUCGAUGUAAACAUGGGACAUUCAAGUUUUAUUUCUAGAAAACAUAUAGAGAUUUUCUUCGAACAUCCUCAUUUUUAUAUGUCCUGCAGUGGGAAGAACGGCGUUUUUGUGGAUGGCGUUUUCCAAAGGAAAGGAGCGCCUUCGUUGCAGUUACCUAAAGCGUGUACUUUCCGGUUUCCAAGCACAAAUAUAAGGUUGUUUUUCCAGUCGCUUGUUGAUGAAGCAGAUCCUCCAGUAGCUGUACGGCAACUGUCUCCAACAAAACCACGUGCUCCCCUACCACCACUUAGAAUAAAUAUACCAGAUCCGGAUGCAAGUUUCAGCAGCCCAUUCCCUUCUCCAACAGGCACUAUUAGUGCUGCCAACUCAUGCCCAGCUAGUCCCCGAGGAAGCCAUGGAAAACGCAAUAUUAGUGCAGAUCUUCAGAUGGUGGCAGCGUAUGCAGCAGCAGCUGUUGCUAGUAGUGGCCCACAUUCAGUUGUUAAUACAGUCACUGUCGCUACAUCAAGCUGUGAUGAUAGGCCAGACAAUGGUUCCUCUAGUCAUAGUGGCCUUGCAGCCUUGACAUCAAGCCCAGAAAAUCAACACAGUUCUGGUGUGGACACCAUGGGCAAUGGCCACAAAGUGUACAGACAAGGUGGUCACAAUGGCACAACUACAUGUCCUCCACCAACUGUGGUCGAACCUUGCAGUCCACCAAAGGAUGAUACAAAACCACCAUAUUCAUAUGCCCAGCUAAUUGUACAAGCCAUUGCUUCAGCACCAGAUAAGCAACUAACACUUAGUGGUAUAUAUUCGUAUAUUACCAAAAACUAUCCUUAUUAUCGCACAGCUGACAAGGGUUGGCAAAACUCCAUCAGACACAAUCUCUCACUCAACCGAUAUUUUAUUAAAGUUCCACGUUCGCAAGAAGAACCGGGGAAAGGUUCUUUCUGGCGCAUUGAUCCACAGUCUGAAGCAAAACUGAUUGAACAAGCAUUUCGCAGAAGAAAACAGAGGGGAGUAUCCUGCUUUCGAGCACCCUUCGGUCUGUCUUCAAGGAGUGCCCCUGCUUCUCCAAGUCAUGUUGGUGUAAGUGGAUUGAUGACACCAGAGUCCCUUUCUCGAGAAGGCUCACCAGCACCAGAACAGUAUCCUGAAUGCUCUGUCCCAUCACCGGCAGUCCAUAGCUCACACCUAGAGGUCAAGACCAGCCAGUCAGCUCCUGGUUCUCCUGGAAACUCUGGUGUCACUUUCGUGACAAGCAGUGUUACUGGGCAACCACAGCAAGUCACAGUAAUGGGAAAAUCACGGAUCAUGUUGCCAGCACAGCAGAUUGCUGUGGUUACCAAUGGAGUGAGUGGAGAAGUUACUAGAGAAGAGAAGUACCUAAUGCCAAACAGCACUACCACCCUUGUGAGUAUAGCUGAGGAACGCUCUUUGUCCCCAGCUACUUUUACGCCAGCUCCUGUCAUUGUGCAGGCUGCAUACUCUAAUUACAGUAACUCAUACGUCACAACUACCACCUCAGCUGAACAAUCUCCCCAGCAAACAACUGUUAAGAGGGAACUUGAGGUGGUUGAGGAGGCUGACACAACACUAGAAGAAGAAAGUAAAAAGAAGAUGAGGAUUGAGAACAGUCAAGAUGUCUCAGGAGAUAAAUGAUGAAUGUUUGAGACGUUUGUGUGGUGAAGAACAGCAUGUUCUAGUCCACUUCAUACGGUACCAAGUGUAGUUCUCAUUUAAUAGUGAACACUGUUAUCAUGACUGACUGUUACAUCAAUUUUAAAUCCUUUCUUAACUCAGUUUAUUUUUAAAUGUCAGCAGUUGUUCCUUCCCUGUCCUAUCCUUCCCUCUUCAUUCAUUUUAUACCUAGUUUAUUAGGAUUGUGUGACAUCAAUAGUGUAAACAGUGGAUUAAUUGUCACAAAGUACAAGGAGUUUAAUUUUUGUAGCAGAAACCUGUUAUUGGCCGCAGGUGAGGCCAAUGUUAUUAUGAAUCAGUAUUUUGCUUGUUUGUGUUAUACAAGGAAAAGAGGUACUGGUAAAGGCUAGCACAGAAUUCUUUACCUUCUUUGGUUCCUGUUCUUAAGUAAAAGUUUUAAGUUGCAACUCAGAGUCACUUCAUUGAUUAUGAAGAAAUCCUUAUUGUACUUGUAUUUCCAGGAACAAAAUGCAAGUAACACCAGUACAAAUCUGAAUGAAUCCUACAGUAAUUUUUUAGUUCUUUUUUGAAAAUGUGAGUGCAGUGGGUAUAUUUGACUUUUCUUGUAACAGAAAAUGAAAUGUCUGAUGUUUUUCAUGUGAAUAGUUUACACUAUAAAAAUAUUAUAAUCUUAAAUAUAAAAAAAACUUAUCACUGAGAACAAAACGCCAUGAUAAAAUGCUUUUUGGUAUGAAGUAAACACCUGAAGCAUUCACAAGUGCUGAAAAAACCUUGCCUUAAAAUAUUUAAUCAUUCAAAAUGAAAUUCAGCAGAAUAUUCAAUCCAAGACUCAACUGUGAAUGAACUUGGGCAUUACGUGUUAGAAUAAUGUGAUCGUUGGAACUAGUUUUAACUUACGGUAAGGACGUAGAGUAAAAAUUCUCAACUAAUGAUCAUAAAAUUAUUUAGUUUCAGUUAGUUUUGAGUGAAUUUUAUAUGAGACACAUUUCAGUGAUUUUCAUUGAACUGAAAUAGUUCAGCAUCCAUGUGCGAGCUUUUAGUUAUACUUAUUUUUCAAUUUAAAGUUUCUGUUACAGAAAUUUCUCAAUCGUUAUGCAAAUAUGAACUACAGCAAGAACUGUAGACAGGUAUGUGGAAGUUUAUCUUGCUUAUUUAUAAUGUUCCACAAUGCAAAAUGUAGGAAAAGAAAAUAUAACAUUUGUAUACAUUUAAUGUUUACAGACUGCAGCCUCAUACAUAAUCACCAGAUUAAUAGUUAUUGGAAGUGGAAAAUUUUUAUAAAUGGCUAAAUAUAUGCAUUAUGAGAAGAAAUAGUUUCUUUAAAAAUAAAAGCCUAUACCAGUUUUGUUUUUUACUGUAUUCAGAUGUAUUAGUAGAUGUGACACCUUUAAUAAUAAUGAUACCAUUGUUAACAAUUUCUCAGUUCUGCCUUAAACUUGUUAAUGGUGACUACACUAAGCAAUGCAAUAACUGUUGUUUCAUCACAUGGUGCUAGUGUGCUGUUGAAGCUGUGAUGUCUCAUUGCUUUCAUGCUGUGCAGUUCGAAGGUCCAUACUGAAGGAAAUUGUUCUACAUUGUGGUUCCUUCCCCUUAUCAUAACAAUUUGAUGUACAUAUAUUUUGGAAGUUCAGAAUUAACUGAUACUAUGUUACAUCUACCAAAUACUGAAAUAAAAUCUGUGGCGCUUUAUUGUUGGAAAGAAGAUAUUAAAGUACAAUGUUAGAUGAAAUGCUUUUAGGACACCAGGUCUUGUUAACACAACUUGUUGUGGGGAAGAAUAACUUUUGUGUCAUAUUUUGUCAAAUAAUGUAGAUUUGCUUGUACAACGUUGUAAAUGUUAUGAUUCUUUUGUUAGGUAAAGAGUGAAAAAUGAGAUACCAUUAUUUACUUAUGAAUAUAUAUAUGGUAACAUGUAUAGAUUUAUAGUGUCUUCAUUGUUUCUUAUUUCUGUGAUUGGUACACUAGUGAAGAGAUUAUUUUGAAAAGUGUGAUUGUUUCUUGUGCUCAUUAGUUUCAGUCCUUGUUAUAAAUUCUGAAUUCUAUGUAUAUUUUUACAUGCAUUCAGUAGCUGCUUGUGGCGUGGAAUAUACAUGUCAUUACACCACACAGAAAAUUUACUAAAUGCUUAAAAUAAUUGUAGAAUAUUCAUCCUGAAUGCAGGUCCCUUAUUCUGUAUAUAUCAUUGUAGAUAGACACUUUCAACAGCUGUUGUUUAUUUUAAUAAUAAAAGUCCUUUAAAAUAA
Molecule: messenger RNA, 4118 nt
Organism: Schistocerca piceifrons (Central American locust)
Lineage: Eukaryota; Metazoa; Arthropoda; Insecta; Orthoptera; Acrididae
Gene: FoxK
Product: forkhead box protein K2
Exons: 10
Coding region: 34-1875 (613 amino acids)
Biological process (GO): regulation of transcription by RNA polymerase II
Molecular function (GO): DNA-binding transcription factor activity, RNA polymerase II-specific; protein binding; RNA polymerase II cis-regulatory region sequence-specific DNA binding
Source: RefSeq, a predicted model, not a curated record